CUAGAUCUAGAUUCUGUAUAAAAAUUAUAGAUCUAGAUCUAUAUAAUAUUCUAAGACAUGACUCACUAUCAAAUGUCAUACUCCAAGGUACAGUGGAGGGAGCACAAAGAAAGGGUCGUCCAAAGAAAAUCUGGCUGGAUAAUAUAAAAGAAUGGACCGGCUUCUCUCUUGAUAUCUUGCCAAGAAUCAUAAAAUGAGUCAUAUUGAGGAAACAGUUUCUGUGCACCUCCAAGAUAUAUCUUGCCUCAUAUAUGAAACAAGGCCACAAAUUAGUGCCGCAGGACAGACCUCAAAAACACAAAAGAUGAAUCCCUUUUUACGUCUCUUGUUUCUACAACUACUGCUUCUAUUUAUAAGAAUAAGCACAAUUUUAAUUAAAUAUUACCCAAAGUCAUUUCUAGUUCUGAAACCAAAGAUAGUUUUAAAUUUAAAUCUCCAAUACAGCUUAUGCCAUCAGAAUAGCCUUGUAUAUCCUGUAUUAUUUGGGCCUAAAGAUGAUAGAUUGAGUAGACCAAACUAUGAAAAUUAUAGGCAACGACUGGCAAGUUUCAGCAGAUGGCCGGUUGAUCAUUUCUUGUUUUGCAUUACUUUGGCUAGCAAUGGGUUUUAUCAUGUUAGUAAUGACACUGAUGCAGCGGAUAAUUCUGAUAGAGAAGAAGAUCUAGUUGUGUGUGCGUUUUGUUCCUGUGUGAAGAGUCGCUGGACAGCAGACGAGGAUGUUCAAACUGUUCACCAUCAGCUCAAUCCAGAAUGUCCAUACCUGAGGUCGUUGGCGAGAUGCCAGGUGGGCGGAAAUUAUGCUUUGCUAUAUCCAUCAUCCAGUUUAUCGAAUCAAGGUAGAAGUCCUGCAGUGGUAACUUCUUACUUACCAACCCAAGCAGAGAUAGAGCAGGAGACAGUCAAUGGAGUCAAUUUAAGGAAUCCUUCAAACAUGGUCGUCAGAAACCUUGAUUGCUUACAUGCGCAGACACAUGUAAGUACAGAUGUUUUAAACUUGUGCAUGAAUGGCUUUACUUGUUUCUAUAUUUCCUAUACAUCCUUCAUCUGUCUCUUAGUUUUUUGGACUGUUGGGGAACAGCUGUUCUUCUCUCUCAAUUCUUCUGUCUUUUGCCAUUGUUAG
Messenger RNA from Biomphalaria glabrata, 1120 nucleotides. RefSeq lists its product as uncharacterized. The record is from RefSeq and is a predicted model, not a curated record. The transcript has 4 exons. NCBI's taxonomy places the organism in Eukaryota, Metazoa, Mollusca, Gastropoda, Planorbidae. The coding region runs from base 194 to 1120 and encodes 308 amino acids.